UCAACUUUUCUUUAAGUAUGGAGGAAUAUAGUUUGUGAAAUAAAAGUAAUUGGCAUAAAAUGAACUGGGAAUAACAAGUGCUUUUAAGAAUGGAGACUGUAUCAUCUACACAAAAUACAACAGACGCACAUAUACUGCUUAACAAAUCACUUGUAGCAGCAGUUAAGCAGGGACAACUGCAAGACGUUAAACUUUAUAUAAGCAAAGGUGCGAAUGUUAACUAUAAGGAUGACAUGAAUAUGUCAGUAUUAGAACAUGCUUUAAUUCAUUUGAAAUCACCGGAUCAAGAAGACAUAUUCAGAGAACUUUUAGAACAAGGGGCAAAUUUCAACAACAAAACAAGAUGUGGUCAAACAGAUUUUAUGUUUCUUGUGUACAGCGGAGUUGUAUCGUACGAGUUUAUCGCAACAAUGCUAGAUCAAGUGGACGAUAUCCACGAAAGGAACUUAACCACCGGGGGCACAUUCCUUCAUCUGGUGACCAAACGACAGGGCGAUAAAUACGGUAGAAUAGUUCUGAUGAAAAAGUUGUUGAACAUGGGACUUGCUGUAAAUUCUAGAGACAAUAACGAUGAUACACCGCUUCACUUAAUUGCUGGAAUCGCCUGCCAUGAUUCUUUGGCGUUCCUGUUCGACAAUGGAUCAGAUCCAAAGACUACGAACAGACAUUGUGAAACUGUCCUUCACUACUUAUCAAGCAGUAAUGAAAUGGAUGGCUUUUCUGAUUGUCUUAAGUUAAUCCUCCAUCAUGGCAUCUCUAUCAAUUCCGUUGACAAAAAACGGCAAACUGCCCUGCACCACGCGCUGCAAGCCCAGGAAACUACGAGAGCAGGUCUCGAUGAGCUGAUCAGACAUGGAAUACAGACAAACAUGAAAGAUACACUUGGUAGGAAUGAAGUAUACCAUGCAGUUAACAGCAUUGAUCACAACUAUUGUGACGAGCAGUUAGAUGAACGGGAAGAAAUCAUAAAACUUCUGGCUGAUUUUGGUGUUGAUGUAAAUGAAGGUGACGUGAAUGGUGUGACUCCUCUACAUAUCUCUGUUUCCACGGUGUACAGCAGUAUGCUGAGUGUUAUUGGAUGUCUGUUGUACACUGUGGGUGCCAAUCCAGAAGCAAGGACCAGGUCAGGGGCAACCCCACUCCACUGGGCAUGUAGGUCGUUCAACCAAACCUUCAUACUCGUCCACUGGUACGAGAAACAUGGUUUAGAUGUAAAUGUUGUGGACGAUUUCGGGUCUUCUGCGCUGCACUGGGCCGUCUGGUUCAGAGAAAUAUCAGUAGCCAGGCUACUUUUACAACGUGGAAUCGACCCGUCUUUAAAAGACAAAGGGGGCGGAACUGCAGCAGAUUUAGCUAAGAAAGUACAUUUAGACUCAUUCAUUGAAUUGCUUGGAAAUUACAAGAGCCCUCAAUACAACGGUUUAGAUGAAAACAUAUCGGAUUGUUCUGAAAGGGAUUCAAUGUUUGCCUGUAAGCAACUCAGGUAUAUUCGAAAAGUGGAUGGAAAAUUAGCAGAUGCGGAAUAUAUUGAACAUGUAGAACUUCACAAGAUUGAGUUGAAGAGCGCAGUUGAUACAAUUGUGUUAUCAACCAACAUGGGCUUGUAUCACGAAAUAGAAGAAAAUGUUAUUGUUGCUAGUCUUGUUAAAAACUUGAUGCGCAUGGUACAGCAGAAAAUUUCUACAUCGAAUCCCUUGUUCCGGUGUAAGAUACAACUUGCUGGGAGCAACUUCGAGGGAACGAAGGUCAACCUUCCUGACGAGUUUGACUACAAAUGGAAAUUUGAAGAAUUCGGUAAGGCGUUUGAACCGAUGGAGUCAGAUAGUUUUCCCGGUGGCUUUAUCAAAUUGAGGAUCAAAAGUUUUGAACUUAUGCCAAAGUUUGCUCGGUAUGUUAAUACGGCUGGUGAGUUAGACUGUAAGCUGCUGUUGACAGAUUUUUAUACUCUAGUAAAUAAAGAACUAGAUGCAGUAUUGUCCAACAAUAGCGAUAUAUUUGACCACUUUAUUUGUGACAAACACCUGAAUGAAAUUUCGUACUCGAUCGAUAACCUUUCGUUCACAUAUUACGGUCGGCAAGCCAAGUGUUUACCUAUAUCUGUGGACGUGGUUCCGACGAUAGAUCUUAGAGACUGGAAGCCCGAUGGUUUCAGAGAAAAGGAUCGAAUUCUCUUACAAACACUGGGUGACACUUGGGAGUGCUCCGUUGUGUUUAAAACACCAGACAGACUAUUCGUCAAGGACUUCACAUUAUAUUACAGACUUUCGUUUGCGUUUCUUGAACAGUCCAUUCUCAGUCGCAUUCCCUACUGUGUAAGGAAGGGCUACAUAAUCCUGAAAUCUCUAGCAGAGUCCAAGUAUUGCCCGAAGUGUGUUGACCAUGACAACCAGAAGCGAGUGACACAGUACAUCACAAGUUAUCAAAUGAAGACCGCCUUCCUGUUUGAGCUGGAAGCGGAACGGCUUGAAAAUAAACCAGAAAUUGACGAGGAGGCACUUUCAAGGGAAGAAUCUAAAAUAAUCGCAAUACAGUGGGCCUAUCGAAUAAUUGCGCACUUGGAGAAAAGGAUACAAAAUCAGUACAUGCCCUCCUACUUCGAUCCCAAAAGAAGUAUAUUUGGAUUUGCUGGUUGGCCGGAUGGAAUGGUAGACUCUCUAGCACACGCUCAGCAGGCUGCGCUUAUGAGGCAAUUGCUAAACAUUUACAAAGAUGAGGACAGUGUGAUUUAUGAGAGACAUGUUUCGGAAAAAUAGUCAUAAACUGAGAAACUGAAAUAUGUGCAAUACUUUAAAAAGAUCUAACUGAAAUGUUUAAAUGUAAAACUAUCUUUACAAAGACAUAACUGAAAUGUUAAAAGUAGAACUAUCUUCACAAAGACCUUACUGAAAUGUUUAAAUGUAGAACUA
This is a messenger RNA of Mya arenaria, 2906 nucleotides long. RefSeq lists its product as uncharacterized. Gene Ontology annotation, biological process: RNA processing. The record is from RefSeq and is a predicted model, not a curated record. The transcript has a single exon. Gene Ontology annotation, molecular function: protein binding; RNA nuclease activity; RNA binding. The coding region runs from base 90 to 2753 and encodes 887 amino acids. Lineage: Eukaryota; Metazoa; Mollusca; Bivalvia; Myida; Myidae.